CAGAAGGGGCGUGGCCAGGCGGCGUGAGGGGGGGAAGAUGGCGGCGGCGGCGCUGGCGCCGGAGCUGCUGGUGCAGCUGGACCCGGGGCGGUUCCGCGCCGAUAAUCUGCUAGGGGCCGAGGACUGGGAUGAUGCCCUCUACGGUUGCCUUGACGACCGCCUGGACCCCGCCCACCUCUUCCCCUCCCUGGACCCCGACCCCAUGUUCGGCUGUGCCCUGGAUGGGGGGGGCGGCGCCAGCCCCCCCGACCCCCCCUGGCACCCGGAGCCCCCCCUGCCCUGCCCAGAUCUGCAGGUGAAAUCGGAGCCGGGCUCGCCGACCUCGUCCCUCAGCUCCGACUGCUCCUGCUCCUCCGAGCCCCAAAUUUGG
Molecule: messenger RNA, 370 nt
Organism: Passer montanus (Eurasian tree sparrow)
Lineage: Eukaryota; Metazoa; Chordata; Aves; Passeriformes; Passeridae
Product: cyclic AMP-dependent transcription factor ATF-6 beta-like
Exons: 4
Source: RefSeq, a predicted model, not a curated record